Messenger RNA from Moneuplotes crassus, 2490 nucleotides. The record is from the annotation of a GenBank genome assembly. Lineage: Eukaryota; Ciliophora; Spirotrichea; Euplotida; Euplotidae.
AUGUCUGGUCUCCCAAGAGAAGUUAUCAAGUGGGUGCAGAGUCUGAGUCUCUCAUUCAGUGUGAAGAAUCCUAAGAGAGCUUUUAACAACGGCUUUCUAAUUGCAGAGAUAUUCUCUAGAUACUUUCCAGCAGACAUUCAGAUGUUCUCCUUUGAUUAUGGAGAGGGCUUGAAAAGCAAACGAGAUAACUGGCAACAACUUAUGGUCUUUUUUAAGCGAAGAGGGUUGCCUAUUGUCAUCAAGGAUAUUGACUCGCUGAUAAAUAAUGAGAAUAAUUCAACCAUUGAGUUUGUCAAACAGGUUUAUACCCUCUUAACCGAGAGAGCACUCAUGCCACCCAUUAAAGUGUAUGAUACUGAUAGCAAUGAACAACAAAGUUUGCUGUUGAAAGAAAGAGAAAUGGUCAAGCUUCCAAAGAAUGACAUUGAUGCCUUUGAGCCAGAUCAAGAAGACACUAAGAUGGAGCAUUCAAUUAUGAAGGAGAGUACUUCAAGAAGCCCUCAGAAAUCACUUGCAAUUACAAAAGGCCCACAGAGAACUAUUCCACAAACUUUAGAAUUAGAUUCUUACAAAGCUGUAGAAGUCAAAGAUAUUCAGAUUAAAGCUAUUAAUCAGAGUGUUGCUCAGAUUAGGGCUCACAAGGACCUAAAUUCUUUACAUUCGCAAAAUGCCAAGAUGCAGAGCUCUGAGAUCCAGAGUCAGAUGAAUAUGUCUCACAAUGGAUCGCAGAAUUUCUUAGCAGCAGGAGAUGGAGCUUCCAGAAUCCUUUCACCAGAAACAAUGAGAGAAGAAAGACAGGUAAAGAAAACAAUCACUGAUAUUCUUCAUGAGAUCAUCUUGGCAAAGAAUGAGAAUGAUGAGAACAAUGAAUUCUCUGCUAUUAGAGUUGAGGGAGAUAUGGUCACAGCCUUUUUUGACAACAUUCAUAAAUUUUCAGAUGAGUUUGCUUGAGGAUUUAUUCAAGAUAUGGAAGAAGACCUUGAGAAUUUAAUUACUACUCUAUAUCAAAGUGCAAAUGAUUUAACAGCUCUUUUUACAUAUUUCGUAUGAAUGCUGAAGAGACUUGAUGAGUUAUCCCCAACCUUUUCAGCAACAAUGAACUUAGCUAAAUUGAUGGCAAGAAGAAUUGUAGAAGAUAAUGAUAGUCCUCAGGAGGAGUUCCAGAGCUUCUUCCUCUUCCACCUACUCAAAGCAUAUUUGCAGAUUGCUAAAACUGAAAUAGGAAAGAGAGUCUCUGUUGCUGAGCUUAUCUAUGCCCAUUCUUCCCACGACUUAUCUCUAAGAAUUAAGGUUGUCCAAAACCUUAAGACAAAAAUUAAAGAUGAAGAUUUUAUGUAUAGGAUGCUAUACUAUCUAGUAGAUCAAGAAGAAAGCUUUAACGAAGACUGGUUUGACUCCUUCUAUUUUUCAGCCCUUGUCGGCUUGAGUAGAUCAAGGCCAACGAUUAGAAUAUUCUCACUGAAGAUAAUCAAUGCUAUCUGCCGUCAUCAUGCUGAUGGAAUUCUGGAUGUUACACAGAAGAUCAAGGGACUUGCCAAGUCAGACCACUGGGAAGUAAAAGCUCAAUGAUUACUUUUUUCAUGAAAUCUGCUACAAUACCUUAGAAAAUACAGUUAUUUAUUAAAAACAUCCAAAGACGAAGGUUCUGGUGGUGAUAAGGGAGCUCAGAGCAUCAACGUAUCUGCUCCUGGAAAGGAUCUCAACAUUGAUAGGAACUAUGCAAAGCAGCUCAUAAGCGAUAAUUUGGACAUUAUCAACUCCUGUUUCAACCCUUAUGUGCCUAGAAGUGUGCAGAAGCUAGGAAUCUAUGCACUCCAAUCAGUUUUGAACGACUAUAAGGUUCUGUACAGACCUUAUGUAGAAACCUUUUUGAGUUUAGACCCUGAGAACAAGAUGAUUGUUUUAGGCCAGGAUGAAAAUAUGCUGAGAAAGGAAUUCUACCUCUCUUUAGCAGCUAACUCUGAUGAAUACAAGGUUAGCAAUAACCCUGACUUCCUUGAUAGAGUCAAUAUGGCAAGAGCACUGGCUGACUACAUUAUUGAAAACGAGCUUGAAAGUCUGGAAAGCAGCCAUAUGGAGCUGAUUUUGUUCGUCACUGAGGAGCAGAUGGAGCCCAAAACCCAUGAUAGUUGGUUUAAGAUAUUCCAAAAGUUGAAGGAAUACCUGUUUGUGGCAAUCUGUGAUCAGGAUAUUUACCUUGACGCUCUUAAGGUCUUGUUCGAAAGGUUCUUUUGUACUGAUCAGUUAAAAUUUUUAAUAUUUGAAGAGUCAAUGAAGACCUUCCCAAAGACUCUAGAUGUGCUUUACUCAAAUGAAUUCGAUGAUUGUAAAGAAGAAUUUAAGAGAAUUGCGGAAGGUAUCUUUGACACAAAUGAAGACCCUACCUUAAUCAACUGGCUGAAAUCAGUAAUCAUUAAUUUCAAGGAGAACUAUAUUCAAGCUUACCAAGAAAGUAACAUUACUGAAUUAGGUGAGAGAAUUUCAUCUUAA